AUGCGUCAGACAAAUGGCAUUCGUUCAUAUCAAAUAGUUAAUGAUGGAACAGAUGAUCAAUUUAUUCUAUAUGGAUAUUCUCGAUCGGUAACACGAACAGUUGUAACAUGGAUAUUUAUUGUUUUAACUGUGGGAUUUUUACGUCUCGUAUUCUAUUGGAAACCUCAUUGGUUUCUUCGAUGUUGUUGCACUCGAGCUGAUUUAGCAGUUGCUCAAUAUGUACUACUCAAAGAUCGAUAUAAGCAAUGGUAUGUAGAAAAAGUACUCAAAAUUGAUCCUAAUCAAAAUCCAAAUGAUCCAAAUGAUCCUCGAAAUUUUAUUCCGACGAAUCAUUCACGAUAUGAUAAUUUUUCUGAAACGCAAGAAGCUGAUAACAGAAACGUUCAUCGAUAUUUUAUUAAUAAACGAUGGCGUUAUGUUUGGCAAGAAGCUGAAUAUAAAUUUACUAAAUUACUAGGUGUUGAAAAUAAUGUGAAAUGUGAUUAUUUCUGUCAGAUUCGUCCAUUAACAGUCGAAGAACGUGCACAAAAAAAAAUAAUUUAUGGUGAGAAUAGCAUUGGUCUUCGUCUUACUCCUAUAUUACGUCUACUCAUACAAGAAGUUGUGUCACCAUUCUAUAUUUUUCAAUUAUUUUCUUGUAUUUCAUGGUUUGCUGAUGAAUAUGUUACUUACGCAUCGUGUAUUGUUUUUAUUACUGUUAUUUCGGUUAUAUUAACUUUGCGUGAAGUUCGAAAGAAUGAACGAGCUCUACGUGAUACAGUUCAUCAGUCUGAAGUAAAUACUGUUGUUAUAUUUAAUCCCGAAACAAAUGAAGAAGAACAACGUGAUAUAAUUAGUGAAGAUCUUGUUCCAGGUGAUGUUAUUAUAAUUCGUGGAUCAUCAACUAUGCAAUGUGAUGCUGUUCUAUUAAAUGGUAAUGUUAUUGUAAAUGAAUCAAUGUUAACAGGUGAAAGUAUACCUGUAACAAAAGUACAAAUUCCAUAUUAUCAAGCAUCAUCUGAUCAUCCUGCACUUAAUCAACCAUUUGAUGUUCAUGAACAUAAUCGAUUUAUAUUAUUUAGUGGUACAUCUGUUAUACAAACACGUUAUUAUGGUGCAGGUGAUGUAAGAGGUGUAGUUAUUCGAACAGCAUUUAGUACAGCUAAAGGUGAACUUGUACGAUCAAUUCUUUAUCCAAAACCGGUUGAUUUUAAAUUUAAUACGGAUACAUAUAAAUAUGUAGGUGGAAUGGCAUUAAUUGCUCUAUGUGGAAUGAUCUAUUCAAUGAUAUUACGAAUAAUACGUAAAGAAACAGCUGGUGUAAUUAUUAAACGUACUAUUGAUGUCAUUACAAUUGCUGUACCACCUGCUCUUCCUGCUGCUCUAUCAGCUGGUCUUGUCUAUGCUCAAAAUCGUCUGAAAACGAGAAAUAUUUUUUGUAUUAGUCCUCGUUCGAUUAAUAUAUGUGGUUCAAUUAAUACUGUAGUAUUUGACAAAACAGGUACAUUAACUGAAGAUGGACUUGAUCUUCAAUGUGUAUUACCUAUUGUUCAUACGUAUAAUGCAAUAAAUGAUAAUCAACAAAUUGAAUUUGGUUCUCAAACAACGGAAGUUACAGAUUUGAAUUGGCGAGAUGAAGAAGCUCAUAGUAUGAUUAUUGUUUGUAUGGCAGCAUGUCAUACAUUAACAAGAAUCAAUGGUGAACUUGCUGGUGAUCCACUUGAUCUAAAAAUGCUUGCAUUUACUCAAUAUGAAUUAUAUGAACCCGCUGAAAAUGAACAAGCAAAUUUUGAUAUGCUUUUUCCAACAAUUGUACGACCAAUAAAUCCACCAACAAAUGUAUCACCACCAUCGAAUCGUCUUUCAGGUUCGGUUAGCUCACUUAUUGCUGGAAAUAUUCCAUUUGAAAUUGGUAUUGUUCGACAAUUACCAUUUAGUUCAUCACUUCAACGAACAAGUGUUAUUGUUCGAAUACUUGCGAAAGAUUCUUUUGAUCUAUUAACAAAAGGUUCACCAGAAAAAAUUGCUGAACUUUCAAGACCUGAAACUAUUCCAAAAAAUUUCAAUGAAAUACUUUCAUCAUAUGCUACACAAGGUUUUCGAGUAUUGGCACUUGCUUAUAAACCAUUAGAAUUAAAUUAUGUUAAAAUUCAAAGAAUUGAACGAGAAAAAAUUGAAUUCAAUCUUAUCUUUCUUGGUCUUGUGGUUAUGGAAAAUCGUCUUAAACCACAAACUGAAGGAGUGUUAAAAAUUCUUUCAAAUGCUAAUAUUCGAACAAUAAUGUGUACCGGUGACAAUAUGUUAACUGCAUUAAGUGUUGCUCGUGAUUGUGAUAUGAUACCUGAUGAUGCUAAAAUAAUUGCUAUUGAAGCAACUGAACAAAAUCCUACACCAAUAUUUACUUAUGCUCAAGUUUAUAAUCGAAGAGUGAAAGAAGUUCGCUAUGAUCUAAAUUCUCAACGAUUAAUUGAACUUGAUCGUCGUACACCAUAUCAUUUUGCUAUAUCCGGUAAAUCAUUUCAAGUUGUUCGUGAUAAACAUCCAGAAUUAUUACGUCGAUUAUGUGUACGUGGUACAGUUUUUGCAAGAAUGUUACCAGAACAAAAACAACAAUUAAUUGAAACUCUUCAAGAACUUGGGUAA
Messenger RNA from Adineta steineri, 2622 nucleotides. Lineage: Eukaryota; Metazoa; Rotifera; Eurotatoria; Adinetida; Adinetidae. The record is from the annotation of a GenBank genome assembly.